UAAACAACGCUAGUAAGUGUCUAAAUAAAAGCACAUUGCUGCUACAAAAUUAUUCAACUUCCCUUAUACAUUCUGGCUACAUAUUUUUGAGUAUUAAGUUAUAGUAUGCACAUAGACAUAUUGAGGGAUGGGAUCAGAUCUAUUAUUCACAUGGCAUAGGGUUAAAGGGAGUGGGUGGCCUCUAUACAUAUUCGCCCUCCCUCCCAGCUUUCCGAAGAACUGCAGGUCUAGGAAACACAGAUCUCCAUUGUCUGCUGCUUUCUAAAACAGCUGGAUUUCCCCUCCUCCUCCUGACUGCUGAUCUCCCCUCCGCUUCCUCUUUUGUUUCAUACAUUCAGCAGAGCAGUCUGGCUGGGUGCAUGAGCGGCACAGCAUCCCCAGUGAAAGGAGCAUCUACACUGCAAGAGCUUUGUGCACAGCCAUUGGGCACUGAGGAAUUCACUCUAGCAUCCAUUCCUUUGCUCUGAUUACAAGCUGAUUCCCAGCCUGUGGAUUUUCUCUUUCUCCAGCAGCACAUGUGGUUGAAUGUCCUUCACCCACACAACAGUCAAGGUGUGAUCUGGACCGGACACCCUUUGCUGGCUUCUGCUGCCAUUUCUGUUCCCACUCUGGCAAGCUUUCUUCCUCCACUUUGUACCCUGUGGCUGCAGGGAGUGGCUGAUCACAGAGGCAGACUGCAGGGCUGGGCUGAUGCUGGGAUCCAUCUGCUAAGCUGGUGCCUUGGCUGCUGACACGUCAAGAGAAUGAUGGAAAUUUGCCACUCCACAAGAAGGAAAAAUGUUUGUGUGCUGGAGGUAUGCCACUGAACUGGACAUCAGAAUCAUCUCAUAGUCACUGAUUGGGAGACACCACAUGUGUUCUACAGGAUUGUAAAAAUGGACACUGCGCACAACCCAGUAGUUUGACGGUUAAAUGCUGAGUGACUCCCACAGUGUAUUGGGAAGACUGCUUGCCGGGGUGCAUAGACUGCUGAAAAUAUGCUGAAACCAAGCGGGCUUAAGAUUCCUGGGAGGGGAGCCAAACACUCCAGCCCAGUAGGUAGAUCUUCUGCAGGAACAAGUGUGACUGGCAGCACCAGUUCCAAAGAAGGUUCUCCUUUGCACAAACAGGGAUCUACCUCUUCAGCUUGUGGAGAAAAAUCAAGCUCAAAAUUCACAGAGGUUGGGGAUGAAUUUGCUGGAGAUUUUGAGGUUGGAGAGCGUGUAUGGGUCAAUGGAGUGAAGUUAGGAGUUGUGCAAUACUUGGGAGAAACACAGUUUGCACCAGGACAGUGGGCAGGAGUUGUAUUGGAUGAUCCUGUUGGAAAAAAUGAUGGAUCUGUAGGUGGAGUGCGCUAUUUUGAAUGCCAGCCAUUACAAGGGAUUUUUACAAGGCCAUCCAAACUGACCCGACAACCUGUGGCAGAUGGCACAGGGAGUGAUUCUCAUUCAGUAGAGUCAUUGACAACACAGAACUUGUCCUUGCAUUCUGGAACAGCCACCCCGCCUCUUACUACACGUAUUGUACCUUUGCGGGAAAGUGUCUUAAACAGUACCAUAAAGACGGGAAAUGAGUCAGGUUCAAAUCUUUCGGACAGCGGAUCAGUGAAAAAAGGUGAUAAAGAUCUGAGGAUUGGAGAUCGUGUUCUGGUGGGUGGAACAAAGACAGGAGUUGUGCGUUAUGUGGGAGAGACGGAUUUUGCAAAAGGAGAAUGGUGUGGAGUGGAGUUGGAUGAGCCACUUGGGAAAAAUGAUGGGGCAGUUGCUGGAACAAGGUAUUUUCAGUGUCCUCCAAAGUUUGGCCUUUUUGCUCCAAUUCACAAAGUCAUCAGGAUUGGCUUUCCAUCUACUAGCCCGGCUAAGGCCAAAAAAAGCAAAAGGAUGGCUAUGGGAGUAUCUGCCCUAACACACAGCCCCAGCAGUUCAUCCAUAAGCUCUGUGAGCUCUGUUGCAUCAUCAGUUGGAGGAAGACCCAGCAGAAGUGGUCUGCUCACAGAAACCUCAUCAAGGUAUGCACGGAAAAUCUCUGGAACUACUGCACUACAAGAGGCACUAAAGGAGAAACAGCAACAUAUUGAGCAACUACUGGCAGAAAGAGAUCUUGAAAGAGCUGAGGUGGCAAAGGCCACAAGUCAUAUCUGUGAAGUUGAGAAGGAACUCACGCUCUUAAAAACUAAACAUGAGCAGUAUGUAACUGAAGCAGAAGGUAAUCUUCAUCAUGCUCGUGCACUCGUGGAGACAUCACAGAAAGAAAAAACUGAGCUCCUUAACCAAUUGGAAGAGGAAAGAAGGAAGGUGGAAGAUCUCCAGUUCAGAGUAGAAGAAGAGUCCAUAACAAAGGGUGAUUUAGAGACACAGACGCAGUUGGAGCAUGCCCGAAUUCGGGAGCUCGAGCAGAAUCUACUGUUUGAGAAGGCAAAAACAUCAAAGCUUCUCAAAGAAUUAGAGGACAAGAGGUUAACAACUGUUGCUGAACAGUCAAGAAUUCAACAACUAGAAGAGGAGCUGAAUCUUCGUCGCAAUGAGAUUGAAGACCUUCAGCACUGCUUGUUGAGCUCUAGUCAAUCAGAAAUUCCAGAAAACAAUCUUGGUCUGCAGACUGAAGCAUUGCGUCUUCGAGACCAGCUCUUGUCUGCCAGUAAGGAAUACCAGAAGGAGAGCAGCCAGCAGAGGGACAAGUAUGAGAAAACUAUUAAAAAACACCAACAAGAGGUGGAAAAACUAAAAAGUGCAAAUGAAAAACAUGUCCAGGAGAUUACAGAACUAAAGAAGAAGCUUGAGCAGGCUACCAAGGAGAAUAUUGGAAUGAUGGAUAGCUGGAAGUCUAAAUUGGACAGCUUGGUUACUGAUCAUCAGAAAUCAUUGAAGGACUUAAAGGGCUCUCUGUCCACCAACCCUGACACACAACAUAAAGAGAUAGUGGAGCUUAAAGCACACUUGGAAAGUCUAAAAAUGGAGCAUCAACUUGAAAUUGAGAACCUGAAAGCCAAGAAUGAAAUUGACAUAGCAGUUCACAUUAAGGAGAAGGAAAACCUGAAGACGAAACUGCAGGAAAUAAGAGAUGAAGUGGAAGAAAGCAAUAGCAACUGGAAAGCACAGCUGGAGUCAAAAACAAAUCAGCACCUCAAAGAACUUCAGGAUAUUAAAGACAAAUGCAGAGAAGCAGAACUUAGAGUGUGUGGACUAGAAAAGUUACAAAGUGAAUAUAGUGAUCAGACACAAGCUAUUUCCUUCCUAAAAGAGCAAAUAUCAAGUGCAGAACAAAAAAUGCAGGAGCAUGACACCCUUCAGAAAUCGGAAAUACGAAACAAACAGGAGAUCCAGAGGCUGCAGGAGACACUUCUGGUCUUGGAAAAUAAAUUACAGUCUAUGGAGUCUCAAAAUGCUAACAUGAUUGAGACACAUGCCAUUUCGGAAGAGAAGAUAAAAAUUAAGAAUACUAUAGAAGAUCUACAAGUCAAACUCAGUAAGCGGGACAAAGAAGUAUCAACAAUUACUUCUCAUAUCGAAGCACUAAAAGCUCAGGUCAAUGCACUAGAAAUUAAAUGCAAAUCAGGAGAAAAGAAGAUUGAUGCUUUAGUGAAGGAGAAUAAAAAACUGGAAGCAGAACUAGAGGCUUUUUGUAGGAAGUCCCAUGAUUCCUCCGGGCAGUUUGUUAUGAUCAGCCAAGAUUUACUUAAGAAGGAGAGAAGUCUUAAUGAAUUGAGAGCUCUGCUUCUAGAAGCCAGUCGCCACUCUCCAGGACCAGAGAAAGAUUUGAGCCGAGAAGUUCAUAAAGCAGACUGGAGGUCAAAGGAGCAAAAACUCAAGGAGGAAAUCAAAAUAUUAAGAGACAAGUUAAUUAUUGUGGAUAAAGAGAAGCCUGGAUCAGAACAAAGGCGCUACUCACUUAUUGAUCCCACAACAGAGUCAGAAGUUCUGCGGUUACAGCAUCGUUUAAUCAGUACAGAAGAUGCCCUGCGGGUUGCCCUUGAUCAGGGUCAACAAAUGGAGAAACUAAUAGAGGCCAUGAGAAUUUGUGCUGAUAAGUCACAGAUUACUGGAAACUCAGCUUCCGCCAAUGGGAUUCAUGAACAGGAUGGAGCACACAAAGAAGAGGAAAAUCACUGAAAUCGAGGACUUUAUUAAGUAUGGGAAAAAUCCUCUUUGGUGGGCCUAAAAACUUCCAAAUUACUUUAAGCAGUGUUUUCAUUUAAGACAAAACAGUGUUGAUAAGCUACAGCGCUAUAAGUUAUCUCUCUAGGACAAUCAUUUGGACGGCACCAGUUGAUGGACUUCAGGAAGCAAAUUGUUUCUCUUCUAUCCCAGAAUCUUCAAUUAUUUCUCAUGUAAUAAGUCAGUUAACUUAAUCAUGCAGUGUCUAGCCUGGAUUUGGCCAGUUAUUUUUGUUUCGUUGAUUUACUCUGCUAAAGCUUUUGGGGCUAGAGCCACUUUGGAAGGCCAAUAUUUACCAUAAGAUUUAUGUGUAGGUGAAAUGUUUAAUACUAGAGGCACAAAUGAAACUAUGACAGUAGAUGUUUUACUGAAUCUGAAUACAUAAAGAUGGCACGGCAAAGGCUUGGAUUGAACAUCAUAUAUCCUGCAGAAGGAGCUCAAGUAUUUCUGUGCAUUGGAACAUUCUAAACCUGCACAGUGAAGUCAGCACAGACCCAAACUCAUCAUGAAAGAUAUAUUUUUUUUUAAUAUGAAAACAGUAUUUGAUAAAAAUGGUACCUAUAAAUCUUUUUUUUUAAUUGUAAAUAGCCCUUGUUUUUGUUAUGGCAGCCACAGGUUGACUAUGAUGAUGGUCUACAAACACUAUAUAUGACUCAUAUACUUGUUACAGAUGAUGCAAGUGUAGGUAAAUAGCAAGCCCAUCUCUGGUUAGUUCUGGGUAGAGUGAUUGGCUGUAGUUUUAAACUGACCCAUUUAAGCCCAGUAAAACCAUAUAAACACUGUACGUAGCCACUCAUAAAUAUCUGAUUAAUGCAUAAUCUUGCAGAAACCUUUACUAAAACUAUGAGAAUUUAAUGCUAAAUCUAGACUCUAUAGAAUUGUUUUUUUUAGAAUGAUAAAAUAUGCCUUUUAAUUAAUGGAAUAUCUUAUUUAUUCAAAGGGGGCAAACAUGCCUGAAGAUGCUCAGUUUGCAGAUUACAUUGUAAGGAUUGUCUUAAACAGGCUGUAUAUGAAAUGAUCAUGAUAGCAAAUAUCACACUGAUAGGUCUUCACAAACCCAGACCUUUUGUGUCUCAAAGGGAAACUAAUCCUGUUAUAUGUUUUUAUAUUAAGGAGGAACGUGUUGUAACAUUAAAGGAGUUUUAUGAAAAUUACCUAUAGACAGUACCUGCAGCAUCAUAAAACAAAAUGAACAAAGACUUUGUACAAUAUGUUUUAUUUUAAAGGUUUUCCCUUUCAAUAGAAAGUAAAGUAUGAUGGUGUAGCUUAUGGUGGGCACAGAACAUAUUAACCCCCCAUAUUUGCAGUAAUACAUACAUAAAAUAUACUCUAGACAAUUGCAACAGCGCCAUCUGUUUGUGACUAUUAGGGUUGCAGUUGUUAUAGUCUGCAAAGAAUUGUAGAUUACUGAAUGAACAAAUGUUCUGUGCACAGUAUAGAAUACACUUUUAUAUUUACUGUCUAUAGGGAAAUAGAAGGCACACCCUGCUCUGAAAAAAAGUGUAUAUUUGCCCUUAAACUUAUUGAUGUUUUGGAAAUGUUACAAUGUUACAUGUAUAAAUGUUGCAACACAAUCUUUUAUAUAUUAAAAAUUUUAAUUUAGGCA
Xenopus tropicalis (tropical clawed frog) is the source of this 5739-nucleotide messenger RNA. It is a transcript of the gene clip2, whose product is annotated as CAP-Gly domain containing linker protein 2. Gene Ontology annotation, cellular component: cytoskeleton; microtubule cytoskeleton. NCBI's taxonomy places the organism in Eukaryota, Metazoa, Chordata, Amphibia, Anura, Pipidae. Bases 978 to 4088 code for a protein of 1036 amino acids. The record is from RefSeq and is a predicted model, not a curated record. The transcript has 19 exons.